AUGAAUAUAGUAAAAGUGUUAUUGCUUGUGUUUUUGAUACUCAGUGUGACAGCCCAACAACUGAGAGGAAACAAUGAUUAACCAGAAGCAUCAUCUGAGGUAAAGAAAUGCUCUUGUGGAUCUGGAAAAACUACUACAGGUGGAUAAGGUUAGAACAAAGUUUCAUUACUUCAAUAUUAGGAAGCUUUGAAGAAGUUACAUGACGGAAUCAAAGAAGCCUCUUCUGAUUUUUAGGCUAAACAUAUAUGA
Paramecium octaurelia is the source of this 249-nucleotide messenger RNA. NCBI's taxonomy places the organism in Eukaryota, Ciliophora, Oligohymenophorea, Peniculida, Parameciidae. The record is from the annotation of a GenBank genome assembly.